AUGCCGGUGCAGCUAUUUAUCGACAACUUCCUUCCCGAUGUUCCCCCGGACAGGAAGCAGGAGAUUCUCUCCAGCAGGGAUGCCUUCAGCGCGGUGCCAUCGAGCGGCUCUACCCCUUCAGCUAUAUACGAACCCCUGGUCUCUGCGUUGAAAAAGUCCACGAAUAACAAGAGUCGUGCCCCCGGACUCGUCUUCGAGAACACGUCCAUUCGUUCGGAGCAGCCACACGAACCAGGUUUCAUGAAACCUCACAUUUGCUGUUUUCGGUCGGAAAACUUAGAACGUGUACGCCACUUGUCGCCUUAUUCGCGCGCUGAUCUCGGCUAUGCGGAGCUAUUCAUCGAAGUCAGGCCGGACAUUGCUUUCGAGUUCUUCAUCGACCCUCCCACUUCAAGCAAGCCCAAGGAGUGGAAGAAGCACGACGUUGUCGUCGAUAUCAAGGAUGACCGAAUGCGGGAUCGCAUUGAGAGGGCUUUUGGGCAACACAUCGCGUACGCUACGGAAAUUCAAGCACGCCAGCAGCGACUCUGCCUCUUCUCCAUCUCCUUCUGUGGCUCUCACGCCCGCCUCUUCCGCUGGGACCGUUCCGGGAUCAUCGUCAGCCGCUCUUUCGAUGUGCGCGAGCAGCCGGAACUGUUUUGCGAGUUUCUAGCUCGGUACGCUUGCGCCUCCCACACGGACCGCGGACACGACCAAACGGUGGAGAUGGCGACUCAGGCAGAGGAAGCGAUAUUCCAGGACGUCGUCUCCCGCCAUGUCGAGGACCAGUUGGGUCUUAAAGGCGACGACCUCGCCGAAGCCGUUUCAGAGCACUACCAGGAGGGGCAUGUGAUGGCCGUGCACGUCUUCGUGAACACUGGCACAGAUAUCGUCGUCGACCGCUACUUCGUCUCCAGGCCGGUCACGUCUCCAAUGAUGCUGGGCGGACGUGCCACUGGCGGCUAUUGGGCCGCUCAAGCGAGUACUAGGCGACUGGUUUUCCUCAAGGACACUUGGCGUCUUCCUGGAGAACUCGAGGGCGACGUUAUCGCCGGACUACAUACGGCGGGUGUGCGCAACGUCCCACUCCUCGUGGCUCACGGCGAUGUCUAUCACAGGCUUCCAACGCCCGGCGAAGUGCGCUCGCGCGAGCUCAUCCACUAUUCCUGGACUGAUGUGUACGACACGACAUCUUGGGCGUCCCUAGUUGCCCGGAGGAGGAUCUACGUGAAUACUAAUGUACACUACCGGCUGGUUCUCGGAACCGUAGGCUACGCAUUGAAGAGCUUCAUGGGCACCGACGAGCUUCUGCACGCGACAUAUGAUGCAUUUCAGGCCAUGAGGGACGCCCUUCAAAAGGACUCGCGGUUGCACAGAGACAUAUCCGUCGGGAACAUCCUCCUCGUGAAAGAACGCGGCAGCGAAAUGCGCAGAGGCUAUCUAAUCGACUGGGAAGCGUCCUCCCGCGUCGACGGUGAUGGCCGCUCGCUUUGCGCGUACAGAAUGGGCACAUGGCGGUUCAUGUCGGGCAAAAUGCUGACGGAGCCCGAGAAAGGGCACUUCUUCCAGGACGAUAUGGAGUCCCUCCUGCACGUCGUCUUCCACUGCAGCCUCCUCCACCUCCGCCAUAACCUCCGCCCCGACCAGCUGCGCCCGUUCAUGCACGAGUUCUUCGACCGCACCUUCUUCAUGGGCCGCCAGCUCUACGGUGGGGCGGCGAAACGGGUGAACAGCGCCACCCGUCUGUUCAGCAGCCGCGUCAAGUGGUCUGACCCCGAUAUCCAGACCUGGCUGGAUGCGGUCAUGGACUUGCAGGGCCCCACUAGCAAUCCCCGCGAACUUGCGCACUUGUGGGCCGAUCCCGGGCAUCUGGAGACGUUCUGGCGGACCUUCCUUGCUCAGCGCACUUUGGCGCGCGACGACCGAAUUGAGAACAAGCUCUCCCCACCCGAUCCACCAUUCAACUAUGCUUCCGGCUCGGACGUCUCUUUCGUGGGCUCUUAG
Trametes versicolor FP-101664 SS1 is the source of this 1983-nucleotide messenger RNA. RefSeq lists its product as uncharacterized. The coding region runs from base 1 to 1983 and encodes 660 amino acids. The transcript has 5 exons. NCBI's taxonomy places the organism in Eukaryota, Fungi, Basidiomycota, Agaricomycetes, Polyporales, Polyporaceae. The record is from RefSeq and is a predicted model, not a curated record.